UAUAACACAGAGCAGCCUGCUGCUCUCACAUCAUUUUAACAGCAAGGAAGUCUAGGUUAUAGACAGAGGGAGAGAAAAAGGUGUUUAGAACAGCACAAAGUAGAGGAAGGCGAGAGCUAUUAACAGUGUGAUAAGAUUACUGCUAUUCAACAUUCCAGGACUGGACAAGGAAAUCAUGAUGAAGCUGUUUUGUCUGUUGCUGCUGCUGCUUGCUAAUUCCAUUGCUGCUGUUCCUCUGGAAAACUCAGGUAGAGAAGAACAACCCAUCCUGCCCUCUCAGGCCUUAAGCACAGGACCAAGCCCUACUGAGGCAAAGUCUCGCUUUGCCAUGCUGGACGAUGUUCGCCUACUUGCGAACGGCCUCCUUCAGCUGGGCCAGAGUUUACGGGAGUUCGUCCACAAGACCAAAGCCCAAAUCAACGACAUCUUUCAAAAGCUGAACAUUUUCGACCAAUCUUUUUACCAGCUCUCAGUGGUCACGUCAGAGAUCAAGGAGGAAGAGGAGGAGCUGAAGAAGACCACCAAUUUCUUGAAGGCCAACAAUGAGGAGAUUAGGAACCUGUCACUGGAAAUCAACUCUAAGAUCAACAGCAUCCUGCAGGAGCGUACACAGCUGCAGAGCAAGGUGGGGAGCCUUGAGGAGAGGCUGAAGGGACUGUCACAGAGUAUAGUCCCUGCUGACCAGCUUAGUGAAAUCACAACACUCAAGGAAGUGAUUGAAGCUCAAGAGAAAACAAUCACCAAUCUGCUGAAAGCUGUGAAAGAGCAGCACGAUCAACUUGACCACCAGAAAGUCAAGAUUAAAAACCUGGAGGAAAAGCUAAGCUAUGACAGUUUUCAAGAUACGGUCGAUAAGCCAGUGGAUUCAGACGCUGCAGCUCCUAAUAUGUUUGAAUAUCUGAUGGGAAACUCAACUGGUCUGGACACAAAUGAUCUCCCCAUAGACUGCAGUGAGUUGUUUAAAAAAGGGGAGGCAAACAGUGGAAUCUAUGUCAUCAAGCCAAACCGAUCAGAGCCAUUCAACGCUUACUGUGAAAUGGGUUCAGAUGGAGGUUCAACUGUCAUCCAACAGAGGAUCGAUGGUUCAGUGGAUUUUGACCAGACAUGGGAAAAAUAUGAGAAAGGCUUUGGAGAGCUGGAAAAGGACUUCUGGCUGGGUUUAAAGAAGAUCCACAGUCUUGCACAGCAGGGAGCUUACAUCCUACAUAUUGAUUUGGAGGACUGGAAGGAGGAGAAGCACUGGGCUGAGUACCGAUUCUCACUGGACGGUCCUUCGAAGGACUACACCCUCCAUGUCAGCCAUUUCUCUGGUGACCUGCCUGAUGCCAUGGCCAACAGCACCGACAUGAGAUUCUCCACAAAAGACAGAAAUAAUGAUAACCACCGAAACUCCAGCUGCACUCGCAAUAACACAGGUGGUUGGUGGUUUAACGGCUGUGGAGAAACCAACCUUAAUGGAAGAUAUCUGUGGCUGAGAACAAAGGGACGCUCUGUAAGGAGGAAGGGCAUUUACUGGAGGCCUGGUACAGGGCCCUCAUAUUCCCUCAAGAUGACCAAGAUCACCAUGCGACCAGCCCUAACUGCUGAAAGUGUCAACUGAACCCCACAACUCAUACCUUCUCCUAAAAUAUACUGGCAUCUUUCACAAACAGUAAUAAUAUCUAAUGCUUAUCCAGAAUGUUUCAUAGACUGGGAAAGCGAAGUAACACAGGCAUUAUAUAUGUCUAUGACUCUAAAUUCUUAGUUUAUGUGCAACAUUAAGCUGAUUGCUUCCUGACACCAUUUUGUUAAGAGACUGAUGCUGACCAACAGAUAACAGGCCAAAAAUGUCCGAAGUCAGAAAGCACUGAACUGUCUCAAUGAUGCAACAAAUGCCACACAGGUCGUUAACCUACUGGGUCUGAUCCAGCGAGGACAGUGGAACUGUUAUUAUGCAACAUCUGCAAUCACUUGCGAAAUGGACAUAUUGAUCCAUAAUCAACAGCCUGAUUCAGUGCUGGUUGCAAAAUGUCACAGUACUGUAGUAGGAGAGAUUUCUGUUAGGAGAUAUUACAAAUACAAUUGGUAUAAUUGCUUGGCUUUCUUUUUGGUGAACUUGCACAUUUGCCAACUUCUAAACUAUUUAAAAAUUCUAUUUUUGUGAUUUUUGUGACUAGCAUGUUCCCAGGAGCUACACACACACACAUAUGUAAACAGGUUAUUACAUAAAGCAUGCAAAUGAUAUAAGCACUGCAAACCCUGCUUCUCCUACCUUUCAAAAAGUGUCUAUACUGGUGAAUUUUUCCAAUAAAGCCUUGUAUUUUUUUCUAGUAUUAUACACUGCUUCACCCCCAGUGUCAUUGUAAUAAAUCUAAUAAGUGGGGGCAAUGUCAGCAGUCAAAUACAGUACAAAAAGUUGGAGAUGCAAAGCUUUGGCAGCGUACUGAUAAGCUUUUCUCCUUUGUUUAUUCUAUGUUCUCUGUUUUUUACUCUGUAAAGUAUUUAAACCAUGUUCAUGCUAUGAUAUGAUUAACACUGGUACUGUUAGAAAACAUAAUUUCCGUGUAUUUCCUAUGUUAUUGAGUCAUAUUGACUCUUUUCAUUAUUUCAAUAUAACUAACUGUAUUUGUAUUUGUAUGUGCCUCAUACUAACAACGUCGCCCUGACAAGUAGCUAUGUGCUAUGUGCAAAUCAUAUUUAUGAAGACAAAAUAAAAAUCUAAAAUGAC
Messenger RNA from Lates calcarifer (barramundi perch), 2707 nucleotides. RefSeq names its product angiopoietin-like 3 (gene angptl3). NCBI's taxonomy places the organism in Eukaryota, Metazoa, Chordata, Actinopteri, Centropomidae. The record is from RefSeq and is a predicted model, not a curated record. The transcript has 7 exons. Gene Ontology annotation, biological process: cholesterol homeostasis; phospholipid catabolic process; phospholipid homeostasis. The coding region runs from base 176 to 1600 and encodes 474 amino acids.